AUGAACGAGAGAUUUUUCGGGGAUCCGGGCCCGGGCCGCGGGAUCCGUGAGAUUUUGGUCUCGGAAAGAAUUCAGAAAGAUGAGCAACAGGUCCAGGAAGGCUUCUGAUCCGGAAAACCCGGAAAAAUCCCAAGAAAAAGACCCGAAACCAUGAACGAGAGAUUUUUCGGGGAUCCGGGCCCGGGCCGCGGGAUCCGUGAGAUUUUUGGUCUCGGAAAAGAAUUCAGAAAGAUGAGCAACAGGUCCAGGAAGGCUUCUGAUCCGGAAAAACCCGGAAAAAAAUCCCAAGAAAAAAAGACCCGAAACCAUGAACGAGAGAUUUUUUUCGGGGAUCCGGGCCCGGGCCGCGGGAUCCGUGAGAUUUUGGUCUCGGAAAGAAUUCAGAAAGAUGAGCAACAGGUCCAGGAAGGCUUCUGA
This is a messenger RNA of Caenorhabditis auriculariae, 417 nucleotides long. The record is from the annotation of a GenBank genome assembly. NCBI's taxonomy places the organism in Eukaryota, Metazoa, Nematoda, Chromadorea, Rhabditida, Rhabditidae.